CUCACUUUGGCGAGAGUUCUGUUAACGCAACAGUUGGCCAUUGGGAAUGCGAACUUGUGAAGAAGAAGACUAUAAACAAAGAAUUCAGACUAAAAGUGAAUUGGUAACGUUUUUUUGUGUUUGUAUUUAAACAAUCGACAAAAUAUGACAGAAAAAGUGAUCUCGCGCUGUAGCUGGACACAAACGGCGGGCAAUGAGCUGUCCCAGCUGAUACCGACACGUCACUACGAGGAGGAUGUCUUUGUGAAACCUGCCUUGGACGAUGUUGUCAACGAGGACCGUGCUGUGCUGUUCGCCAACAAUGAAUCCGCUCCCAUUCCAUGCGAGCUACAUUUUGAAAUCUCACCGCGUUUCAAAAUUGCCGCUUUAACCCUUGUGUGUAGCGCACCCAAAGUAGAACUUUUUGUGGGCACCAACCAAGAGUACUUAGAGACCAUUUAUGGCGUUGCCAUCGAAGAAGAUGAAGGUGAAGGUGAAGGUGAUGUGCCCAUAAGACCAUAUCGUUACGAUAUGGAAAUCGAUCGUUCCGGCAUAGCCAACAUUAAUUUAAAGCUACUGACGUCGAGUAAAGAGAUUUGCAUCUUUGGUGCCAUGUUGCACAUUGCACCUAAUCCCAAUGGCAUCACCACACAGCAGCAGCAGCCGUUUAAUUUGCAAAAGAUACAAGAAUUACUGCACAAAGGCGGAAGCAGCAGCAGCAGUAGUCAAAGCAAGCCCGAGGACAAUGAGGAGAAAAUGCAAAAGUUCAUGUCGUUGAUGAAGGGAAUUACAGGCCAAUCGCAUUCUCAAGCGCCAACAGCGGCUCCUACUGGCAAUAUGGAUAUGAAUAGCAUCAACCAACAUAUCGAUCAUAAGUUCGAACAAUUGGAGCACCUCAUAACUAAAAGACUGGAUGAAAUGCAAUUGCAACAGACUGAAAAGUUGGAUAGAAUUAUGGCACUGCUCGAAAAGCGCAACUAAAUCAUCGAAUCGUAAAUAUAAUUUUAUCUAUUUUUUUUAAACUAGCUUCUAAAUUGUAUGUUUAUAUGUAUUCGUGUCGGUCUUUAUUGAAUAUUACAAUGUGAUCAGAUCUCUAAGACCAUAUUAAAGGCAGUUUUUCAAUUUCUUGUUGAACUUAGCUUCAUAUUUGGCACAAAAGAAAUCGUCGAAAUUAUCAGUUAGAUCGUUUUGGUCAGCUUGAUUAUAAACCUGUAAUUAUACAGAAAUGUCACUCGAUCUCUUUUGUACUUUUAACGACGAAUCUCCGAAACUUACGUUAUCCACAGCUAUUGCAGGAACACCAGAAUAAAGGUGAACAAUUUUUUGCGUCUCUUUGCGAUACUUUUCCAAUAUAUCUUCAACGCUGCGCGAUUUUUUUGCAUUCUUUGACGGCGGCGACAUCGAUAUUGUAACGGGUGGCGCACUUGUCGAUCUGAUUCUUUCCACUACGCAUCAUGCAAGCAAUCAACUUCAACGCGUCCGUGAUGUUAUGAUGCUCCAGGAUGCAGCCAUGCCAGGCAUUUAGUUCACACUCCAGUUCGCCGUGCUGACAUGUCACCUUGCCCGUCGUGUUGUCUUUCUGCAACGCCAAAAUAUUGCAGUGUUGCAUGGUAAAUGACACAAAAAGCUACAUACUCGGGCAUUGCCAUAGGGCACCAGGGUUAACUCUGUGAAGGCAAGACGAUCCUGACGCACCAUCGAGGGAUUCAAUUGCUCUGUGACGAAUGCUCGACAAUAUGGACAAAGUGAUUCGUAAUACAGUGUAAUUGGCAGCUUGCCAGCUGGUGGAUCGUUGUGA
Messenger RNA from Drosophila sulfurigaster albostrigata, 1777 nucleotides. RefSeq lists its product as uncharacterized. The coding region runs from base 145 to 960 and encodes 271 amino acids. The record is from RefSeq and is a predicted model, not a curated record. Lineage: Eukaryota; Metazoa; Arthropoda; Insecta; Diptera; Drosophilidae. The transcript is spliced from 2 exons.